CUCCCGUUAGCUCCGGGGCGUCUUGACGCUGGCGGUAGGAAUGGCGGCUAAGAUUACUAGAGGAAGGCUCCCAGAGAAGACCAUGAAACUUUACUUCUAACGGCCUCCGCGGAGGAAUCCGGUUCUAGCGAAACGCAGAAACACAGUCCCGUAACCGGAUUUAAAAGGAGAAGAAGUGGCGGUGUACGUGAGAUUUAAAGCGGGUUUAAAAAAAAAAAAAAAAGGGGGCUCCAAACGGCUGGAGGAGGAAGGAGGAGGAGGAGGAGGAGGAGGUGGACGCACUUUAGCUUAGUUAGCUUCCACUGACUUUGAUUCAAGGUAGCCCCCGUUAGCUCGCCGCUGCAGUUUACUAGCCAGCUGUUGGCCCUAACAAGUUAACUUUAAGUGAUUAAACUGUAUGAAAGCGAGCCUCGCUUUUUGUUUUUUUGUGUUUUUGAAUGUUUGUAUUUGUGAACACACAGUGUUAGGGAGCGGGGGGUGGAACGAGCAGCCGUUGGUGAACGUUAUUCACUCGCUAACCGUCGCUUUGGUGGAACGUGAAGUCUCGCCCAUUUUUUUAGGAUCCUGCCCCGGCCAUUGGUUAAUAAUCAGAAAACUAGCUGAACUAGUCCGGUUCCUUUCUCCAGGUUCCGAUUGGUACUUACUCACUACGAUACGAUGGAAAGUCUAACGUUGAGUGACAUCGAGCAGAAGUAUUACUCGGAUUUGUUCGUCUACUGCGACACGGACAACACCAAAAAAGUCGCCUCCAACGGGAGAGUUCUUGACCUUUUCCGGGCGGCCCAGCUACCCAGCGAAGUUGUCCUGCAGAUCACGGAGCUAUGUGGAGCCACUCGACUGGGUCACUUUGGGCGGAGCCAGUUCUACAUCGCUCUGAAGCUCAUUGCCAUUGCCCAGUCCGGUUUGCCCCUGAGGGUGGAGAGCCUCAACUCGGUCAAAGACCUGCCGCUGCCGAGGUUUGUGGUGGGGAAGAACGAGGCGGAGGCGAGGCACGCAGCGCUCUACCAAGACCCAGACAGUCAGGGGUUGUACCCAGCUUCUGCCACAGCAGUAAUACCCAGACCACCGGGCAGAGGUCUCCAGAACAAGAAAGGUCCCCCAACGUCAACCUCGCUUCCUGUCCAUGAGGUCAUCCAGCCUCUGGCACCCAGCAUAGAACCACAGCCCGAACCGACGUCCCCGGUGGUCUCCCCUCACCAGUCUCCCCCCACCUCCCCUCACUCGUGGAGGAAACACAAGCGGCAGCACAGCGGUGGAAACGCAGAAAGACAACCGGUGGUGGCCGCAACCGGAGCCGUGUGGACGCAGUUCAGAGAACCACAAGCAGGUCCGGUGCCAGGUGAGAAAAUGUGGUCGUCCCACUCUCCUCCUCCUCCGGGUCAGGAAAGUUGGGUCAGUUUCACAGCGGACACCCCGCCAUCCAGUGCGCUCCCAGCAAUGCAUCCCUCGUCAGUCCAGGAAAGCACAACGAUACGGACAGUGGCCUCGGCAGCAACGACCAAUGAGAUCCAGCGACAGUCCAGCGGCUACGAUGAUCCGUGGAAGAUCACGGAUGAGCAGAGACAGUAUUAUAUUAACCAGUUUAAAACCAUCCAGCCAGACCUCACCGGCUUCAUACCUGGUUCAGCCGCAAAAGAGUUCUUCACCAAAUCAAAACUACCGAUUUUAGAGUUAUCACAUAUUUGGGAGCUGUCAGACUUCGAUAAAGACGGAGCGCUGACCCUGGACGAGUUCUGCGCCGCCUUCCACCUGGUCGUGGCCAGGAAGAAUGGCUACGACCUCCCCGAGAAGCUGCCUGAGAGCCUGAUGCCAAAGCUGAUUGACCUGGAUGACUCAGCAGAGGUCCCGGAUGCGGCCGCUGACGUUGGAUACUCUGGUUCCCCGGUGGAGGUCACCCCCAACAAAUCUCCCUCCAUGCCUUCACUGAACCAGGCCUGGCCGGAGAUGAACCAGAGCAAUGAGGACACGGCUAUCGUCCACCCAGUCCCCAUCCGGAUGACGCCCAGUAAGAUCCACAUGCAGGAGAUGGAGCUGAAGAGGACUGGCAGCGACCACAACCACCCGACCAGUCCUCUGCUGGCUAAACCUCCAGAACUGUCCGAAGAAGCCAAAUUACCUGCCUCCAUGAAGUUUGUAGCCGCCAACACUGUAGGUGAUGGUUACAGCAGUUCAGACUCUUUCACAUCAGACCAGGAACCAAUCACAAGACAAAGGUCUCAGUCGGGUACGUCUCCAGAGGCUCUGAAGGUGGUAGCGCCUCCUCCACCUCCACCCCGACCCCACCCCUCUCACUCACGCUCCUCGUCUCUCGACAUGAACCGCACCUUCGCCGCCACGGCGACACCGGGGCAACCGCAACCCUCGACGAUAGCGUAUCCGCCUGCUGUGCCUCCUCGACCGCUUCCCACACAGACAUCAGUCCCACACACCGGGCAUCGUGCAGAGGCCGAAGGUGCACCAGGAGGCGGAGCGGUGCUCACAACCACGUCCCCCCAACAGAUUCCCCAGCAGCCCAAUUUCGCCGACUUCAGUCAGUUUCAGGCCUUCGCUGCGUCUGAGCAGCCCUCAAGUCUGCCGGAGGUGGACAUACACAGCGAGGCUGGACAGGCAGAAAAGCCAUCGGAGGGAGCCGGUCCUCUGAGAACAGUGAAGAGUGACGGCCAAGCAGAUGAGAGAUCCUCGGCUACUGUGAACUCUGCCAAGGUUUCGUCCGGUCCGUUCGCCCCUCCUCCAAAACCCGUACGCCGAAGGUUGAAGUCUGAGGACGAGCUUCGACCGGAGGACGAGCAACACGGUCCGCAGAAAUCAAACGUCAUAGCUGCCGUUCUGGCCACACAGCCCUCCAUCCCCAGGUCAGUAGGAAAGGACAAAAAGGCGAUUCAAGCUUCAAUUAGAAGAAACAAGGAGACGAACACAGUGUUGGCACGACUUAACAGUGAACUACAGCAGCAGCUGAAGGACCUGCUUGAAGAGAGGAUAUCCUUGGAAGUUCAGCUGGAGCAGCUCAGACCUUUCUCUCAUCUUUAACCAACGUGAGGAGGAAAACUCGGCUGUAGUUCCUCCGAAACAAAGCUGUGGUCCUCGGUGUGACUCCUCUUCCAUCGCUCCCCUCCCUCCAUUCCCUCCUUCAAUCCUUCCUCCAUUCUAGGCUUUCCCUGGAGGCUCCGGCCCACCGCAGGGCGCUCCGUUAAAACUCGUACGCUCAAUCACACUUAUUAAUCAAAAACUGGAAGGGACCGUGAGAGUCUUACAAAGAGGAGGAGGUGACAGGAGCGUGGAGGGGAUUUUACAAACUGGCACUUUUCAAUUUUCUCCGAAGAGAGGUGAACGUGAGGAUGACGGCGGACUGAGAAAUGGUUAGGAGCGGGCGGACGAGACGCUCUAACCGCGUGUGUGGUCCGAAGAAGAAAAAAAAAACAAGAAACAAACUGCUGGUGUCCGAUUACUUUAACUCUCUGAAUGACUGAAGAAGAAACGCGGAGUGUGUUUGUCGUGUGUGUAACUAUUUGUGUGUAUUUGUGCUCCUGUUUAGUGACUUACUUGAGGCUAGCGGCCAACAUGUUUUGCUCUCAGACUCAGACACACCAAACUCCACGCCGAGAUCAGACCGAUUUUAAAGGAACAGUUCAGCGUUUUGAGGAAAUUUCGCUUUCCUUCUUGGAGUUAGAUGAGAAGCUCUGUGUCAAAUAUCAAGACUGGAAGUGGCUAGCCAGGUCAUUUAACACGUCGUCUCUCUGCACAAAAACAGAACCAGUUUGUGUUUUUUAGGGGGAAUUAUUCUCAGAACUACGACUUCUAACUCUCAGAAAGUCAAAGGCGUAUUUCCCCAAAUGUCAAACUUUUCCUUCAGUCGUCUCACUUAUUGUGUUGCCGGGACUUUAAAAGCAUUUCUGCUUUAAAACAUCAUCAAUGACAGUUUGUCUACUGAACAUUUGCCUCCAGUUUCCGAAAAUCUGUUAAGUCGGUCACAGAUUCAUGCUACGACGCUUAUAAGAAGCUUUGCGCACACGUCGGACAUCUCCGUCUGCUGCUAAGCGGGAAACUGUCGUAUCUUUUGGAGUUUGGUGUGCUCGGUCGCCGUUAAACAUACUUCUGGACAGGACUCUGUGUGUUUGUGUGAGGCCUUUAAAGGCCGAAUCAUCACGGUGAAGGCUUUUUUUUGUUUGUUUUUUUACUCAUCCUGUGACAUGAACUCAGCCCUCCUCUUCUUCUUUACGGCCCCUCGAAGUCUCUGUGUGUGUGUGUGUUGUGUGUGUGUGUGAUGUGUGAUGGCAUGAUGCAUUGGAUGCUUCGUCCUUCCUCUUUAUGUUACAGUGUUUUUUUGGGGGGUGGAUUGAUGUGACUGAAUGGUUUAACUUUAUGCCAAAUGACUGAACUGUCACUGCUCUCUCUCUUUAUCGCCUCAACUCUGGCAGGUUUCUCUGGAUCUAGCUGUGCAAACAACAUUUCAGCUUUUCGUUUAUCUCCAGUCUUUUUUUUAUUUUUUUAUUUUUUUUUAUUUCACCUGGAUGAGAAACCGUUUAGUCCAAACAGACGUUGACUUGAAGGUGUUUUGAAGAUAACUCCAGCUGCUCGACUGCACAAGGCGAGACGUUUAUGAAGAAACCGUGUUGCCGACCGGGGGAGAAGUUUUCCUGUGAUUUUUCCCGGUCGAGCAAACGUGCACAGAUCCAAACAGAAGAUGCAGACGAGAGCAGUCGGGGGACUAUGCAAAGUACGAGCGACACAUCUUCGCAGACCAACUAUACUUAGCUGUUUGUACUAUGAUAGUAGCAACUGUGUGAGCAGUAUACACUUUUUGUAUCUUAGAUCUUCCAAAAACAAAAAAAAAUCUACUGUAUGUUUGCCUUUUUUUUUUUUCCUUUUAUUCUUCCCCUCACACAUCGCUCCCAGCUCCAGAGGGAAGAAAACUCCAGACCAGUGUUUUAUCAGGGGAACUUUCACCCUUAAAAAAAAAAAAAAUCAGCAAGAUACGACCUUUGUUGGUUGUAGAUGAAGCUUAAUAAGACUACAGAUGGAGAUCAGUCAACAGAAAGGGAGACCUGAAUGACCCAACUGCACUUUGAACUUCUUCAACCCCCUCCUCUUCCUCUUCCUCUUCCUCCUCCUCCCUUCUGUAUUUCUUUUGUAUUUUUAUACGUCACGUCCGUCUUUUGCUUUCUUUUAACCUGCAUGUUCUCGUCUUUCUCGUGUCUUUAACAACAACAACAAAAAAAGAUGCCUUAAAGGUCCAGUGUGUGAGAUUUGGGAGGAUCUCCUCUAUAAUAAUUCAGAAGUAUGUUUUCAUUAGUAUAUAAUCACCUAAAAAAAUUAAGAGUCGCUGUGUUUUUGUUGUCUUAAAACGAGGGUCCUCCUCCACGGAGUCCGCCAUGUUCAACCGCCAUUUUUCUACAGUAGCCCAGAACAGACAAACCAAACACUGAUCUAGAUAUUUUUGCUUUUUUAUGUGAGUUUUUCCGACAUGCUUAGAGGCAGAGUGUGAGGCCACUAGGUGGCGCUAAAUCCAACACACUGGAUCUUUUUAAGACGACUGCUUGAGUUUUAUUUCUUCAGUACGACCUGGAAACUGUAACGUUUUUUUGUGCCAGUACCCUAAAAUACCCUGUCUUGUUUGGUUCAUUCUUUAUUUUUUAAAUAUAUAUAUAUGUGUAAAUGUUUUGUCCCUGGAGCUUCCCGUGUGUUUGCGAAGAAUCUUCUAAAGCCUUACUCCCCCCUCUCCUCCACGACCGGCGUUCAGGUUUCCACGGUGGCUGACUGACCUCUCUUCCUUGUUGUAUCAAGGCUCGCCUUCUUUUUUCUGCUGUUGAGGACGAUGAUGUACUCGGUGUGCGUGCGUGCGUAUGUAUGUAUGCGUGAGUGUGUGUUAUGUUGUUUCCAGACCUGGAACUAAUGCCAUUUAAAACCCUAUUAAAAAAUGUGGGGUUGAUUUAUGUUUGCUAGCACAAAUAGCUCCCCCCGUCAUCCCUGAACCUAAAAGGCAAUCCAGACAGGCAGAAGCAAUCGUUACCGGAAGUCUUGAUGGGAUUUUGAAUGCUAUUUGCUCCCAGAUCUGUGUUGUAUAUUGUAUAAUGAUACACACUUUUGGACUCAUAUGUAAAUUUGCAUUAAUUGCUGACUAACAGCGAAAGAAUAUUCUAUUUAAUUCCUUCUCUCUUGGCUGUGGGAUCCUAGAUGUUUAACUGCAUGGAUGUACUGUAUCUCUGCAGAGUCAACUAGCAGCUGUGUGAUUUUUACACAAAAAUAAAAACGGCACAAUAUUUUAAAA
Larimichthys crocea (large yellow croaker) is the source of this 6265-nucleotide messenger RNA. RefSeq names its product RALBP1 associated Eps domain containing 1 (gene reps1). Gene Ontology annotation, cellular component: cytoplasm; plasma membrane. Gene Ontology annotation, biological process: endosomal transport; endocytosis. The transcript has 18 exons. Gene Ontology annotation, molecular function: protein binding; calcium ion binding. Lineage: Eukaryota; Metazoa; Chordata; Actinopteri; Sciaenidae. The record is from RefSeq and is a predicted model, not a curated record. The coding region runs from base 658 to 3027 and encodes 789 amino acids.